AUGAGGGAACUUACAAACAGCUUAGAUGGAUCACCGUUGAUGAUUGGGGGGGAUUUCAACACCAUUUUAACCCCGGGGGAUAGGGCUGGCAGCGACACCAACCGCCAAGCCGAGAUGGUUGAUUUCACGGAAACCAUUGAAGAUUGCAGACUUCUUGACCCGGGUUUUGAUGGUUCGGAUUAUACCUGGGCCAAGAACGGGCUAUUUGAGAGGUUGGAUAGGGUCUUGAUCAGCGAGAUGUGGUCUAGAACCUUUGAGGCAUCAAGGGUGACAAACCUUCCUCGGGUGUCCUCGGACCAUGGGCUGGUUCUUGUUCGAUGCAAAAUGGCGAACACCUCUUCCCCAGGGAGGGCCUUCCGUUUCCAAAACAUGUGGAUACGGCAUGAAGGAUUUUUGGAUUUGGUUCGUGUGGUUUGGGCACAACCCUCGGGUGCUCAUGGCCUUCUUGGUCUCCAUAUCAAACUUGCCAAAACUAAAAAGACCCUCAAGCGGUGGAAUAGAGAGGUGUUUGGGAACAUACAAACCAACAUAAAGAAUAUAGAGGUGGAGAUUGCGGCGGCUCAAGCUAACUUUGAAGCUGACCCCUCGCCCACUAACAGGACGAGGAUCAACAAAUCUAUUGCUAUAUGGAAGAAGAUUUCUGGCUGCAAAAAGCAACCAUGA
Salvia hispanica is the source of this 663-nucleotide messenger RNA. RefSeq lists its product as uncharacterized. NCBI's taxonomy places the organism in Eukaryota, Viridiplantae, Streptophyta, Magnoliopsida, Lamiales, Lamiaceae. The record is from RefSeq and is a predicted model, not a curated record. Gene Ontology annotation, molecular function: catalytic activity.